Molecule: messenger RNA, 1251 nt
Organism: Nematolebias whitei (Rio pearlfish)
Lineage: Eukaryota; Metazoa; Chordata; Actinopteri; Cyprinodontiformes; Rivulidae
Product: prostaglandin D2 receptor 2
Exons: 2
Coding region: 1-1251 (416 amino acids)
Biological process (GO): phospholipase C-activating G protein-coupled receptor signaling pathway; complement receptor mediated signaling pathway; positive regulation of cytosolic calcium ion concentration
Cellular component (GO): plasma membrane
Molecular function (GO): complement receptor activity; G protein-coupled receptor activity
Source: RefSeq, a predicted model, not a curated record
AUGAUUGGUGCUGGUGAACCCAGUUGUGCAGGCAAGCAGUGCCUCAGCAUCAACCUGAUCCUAAACAUGAAUAUCUCCUACUGCCCACUGAUCGAUAAGAUGAGGAACCACAGCAUGAACAGCACCAAGGUCAACUGGGUGGUGGUUUUUGUCCACGGUGUCGUCUCCUGCCUGGGGAUUCUGGAAAAUGCCCUGAUCAUUUGGGUGCUGGGUUUUCGCAUCAGGCAGCGCACAGUGGUCUGCAUUUGGGUGCUCAACCUGUCCCUGUCUGACUUCCUGGCCUGCCUGACACUCCCUCUCUUCACAGCCUACCUGUCUUACUCCCAGAGCUGGACACUUGGAAACGCCCUGUGCGUAGCACAGUCAUCCAUCUUUUACCUGAACAUGUUUGCGUCGGCCUUCAUGCUGACAGUCAUUUCACUGGACCGCUUGCUGCUGGUGGUCAAGCCAGUGUGGAGCAAGACUCAUCGCUCCUUGGCUGGAGCGUGGAAGGUGUGCGCCAUAGGGUGGUUGUGGGCGAUGAUAAAUACUGUCCCAUACGCUGUGUUUCGCUCCGUGAUCGAUAAGAAUGAUGGGAAGUCUUUGUGCUAUCAUAACUUUGCUUUGUAUUUGCCCACUAGUGCGUCACUGGAGAGAAACUGUGAAAUGAGACAGGCAGCCACUGCCAUCUCCAAGAUACUGUUUGCAUUCUUGAUUCCUUUGGUGAUUAUAACUGCAAGCUACAUCAAAAUUGGGCUCAAGCUUAAGGAUCUGGAUAGGAAGAGAAGGGCAAGUAACAGCUGGCUGAAAAAUAUACUAAUGAGAAAUGAAAACUCAGUAGAAACAAAUACUUCUGUAAAAAGCCAAACUUCCGAUUCAUUAUCCAAAGCCAAAUCAAACAAAAGGUCCUCCAACACUCCUGCUCCGUCACUGCUUUCCAAGAGUUUCACUAAAAUGAUAGCACUAGUGAUCAUUUCCUUUACCGUCAUAUGGGCUCCGUACCACAUCCUGUGCAUGAUGGAAGUGACGGCCCUGAAGGAGAAAGAGAUUUACUCCAUCGUGGAGACGUGGCUCCCGCUGGCUGCAACUUUCUCGUUCCUGAAUCCAGUUUUGAACCCCGUCUUGUACGCCUUCAGCUGCCCACAGUUCUGCAUGAACAUCCGCCAAAACCUGGCAGCGGUGUUCGAAAGCCUCUUGGAGGAAGGAGGGGAGUUGGUGGCGCAGGGGAGGAGCAGUAGAGCCAGGAGUCGGAAUGUGAGCCUUGUAGCUUGA